AUGGCUCAGCGAAACGAGAUGAUGACAGAUGCUGAUUUAAUAAAUGCAAUUCAGGCGCUUGAAGAAAAAGAACCGAACGAUGAAAUGAAAGAAUUAUUAAAAAUGAUGAGCGAUAAUCGUAUAAUAAGUUGGGAGGAAGCGGAACAAAUUAUGAGUUGUAGUAAUUAUAAUGGCCCAAUUAAAUCCUCAUUACCUCAACAAACCAGACCAACGGAGCCGGAUAAUGACACUGAUGUGGACUGGUCAAUACAACAGUUACAAAUGGAUGACCCUAAAUUGAAACAAGUUAAUUUAAACAACAUGAAACGUACACCCAUUCCACAAGUGAAACGACUUUUAUUAGCGAUAAAAAAUAAUACACAUCUGGAAAAAAUUGCACUCGCUAACAUGGGUUUGUAUGAUAAUGAUUGUGAGGCAG
Molecule: messenger RNA, 418 nt
Organism: Acanthocheilonema viteae
Lineage: Eukaryota; Metazoa; Nematoda; Chromadorea; Rhabditida; Onchocercidae
Source: the annotation of a GenBank genome assembly